This is a messenger RNA of Acanthochromis polyacanthus (spiny chromis), 5708 nucleotides long. It is a transcript of the gene slc1a6, whose product is annotated as solute carrier family 1 member 6. The record is from RefSeq and is a predicted model, not a curated record. Gene Ontology annotation, molecular function: L-glutamate transmembrane transporter activity; glutamate:sodium symporter activity; neutral L-amino acid transmembrane transporter activity. Gene Ontology annotation, cellular component: plasma membrane. Gene Ontology annotation, biological process: L-glutamate transmembrane transport. The transcript is spliced from 11 exons. The coding region runs from base 283 to 1977 and encodes 564 amino acids. NCBI's taxonomy places the organism in Eukaryota, Metazoa, Chordata, Actinopteri, Pomacentridae.
GUUUAUCUUUAUUGUUAUUUUUCUCUCCUGAAGACUCCUUAACCUCUCCUCCUCCCACGCAGACCUCCCAGGCGCUCAGCUCAGCCGGAGGCACACGGAAAAAAGCGUAAAGAGCUCCGUAGUAAACCGGGAGUGACGAUGAGGAUGAUGAGGGGAGAUACGGUGUGUGGGCAUCGCUGCUUCAUUACCGGCUACGUGGACGAGAGGAAGGCAUCCACAUGACGGCGUGAGCAUCCAAUUUCCCACGAGACCUGCCUCCUGGACCAGGUGCUGGAGCUGAUUAUGAACGAGAAGCCCCCCACCAGCGCCAGCCUUUUCCUGAACGAGGACGCCGACAAGCCGCCGCUGCCGGACCGAGGAGACCUGAGGAGACGCCUCUGCCGGGCGAUGGAGAGGAGAGCCAGCAGCAUGAAGGAGAGGAUGAGCUCCGUGAGCAGGGACAGCGUCAGGUCUUUCCUCAGGAGGAACCUGUUUGUUCUGUUCACGGUGGCCGCCGUCGCCCUGGGUGUAAUCCUGGGCUUCGCUCUUCGCCCCUACAACCUGUCGCUGAGGGAGAUUAAAUACUUUGCUUUCCCUGGAGAGCUGCUGAUGAGAAUGUUGCAGAUGUUGGUGCUGCCGCUGAUCAUCUCCAGUCUGGUCACAGGUAUCUCCUCCUUGGACAGUAAAGCUUCAGGUAAGAUGGGCGUCCGUGCGGUCGUCUACUAUAUGGUGACCACGCUGGUCGCUGUGUUCAUCGGCAUCGUCAUCGUCAUCAUCAUCCGGCCGGGGAAAGGCAGCAGGGACAGUCCUGUGGCCAAAACUGGAAACAUCGAGCCGGUUCAGGCUGCUGAUGCUUUUCUGGAUCUCAUCAGGAACAUGUUUCCCCCCAAUCUGGUAGAAGCCUGUUUCAAGCAGUAUAGAACCGUGUACAAGAAGAUUGUUCACACGAGGAACGUGACAGUGACCCUGAAUCUCACUGAAUCUCUCAACAUGACCGAGUCUAACCUGAACCUCAGCAGGGUGCUGCACACCAUACAGGAGACGGUGGAGGAGACGGUGGAGGAGACGGUUCCGGUGUCGGGCUCCUCGUCUGGAGUGAACGCUCUGGGUCUGGUGGUCUUCUCCAUGUGCUUCGGUCUGGUCAUCGGCAACAUGAAGCAGCAGGGUCAGGCUCUGAGAGACUUCUUCGACUGCCUGAACGAAGCCAUCAUGAGGCUGGUGGCCGUCAUCAUCUGGUACGCUCCAGUAGGCAUCCUGUUCCUGAUCGCUGGGAAGAUUGUGGAGAUGAAGGAUCUGGCUGAGGUUGGCGGUCAGCUGGCGAUGUACACGGUGUCGGUCAUCGUCGGCCUCCUGAUCCACGGACUCUUCGUUCUGCCGCUGCUCUACUUCCUGGUGACCAGGAGGAACCCUUACAGCUUCAUCAGCGGCCUGCUGCAGGCGUUAAUCACCGCUCUGGGAACCUCCUCCAGCUCUGCCACUCUGCCCAUCACCUUCCGUUGCCUUGAAGAAAACAACCACGUGGACAAACGAGUGACGCGAUUCGUCCUCCCUGUUGGCGCCACCAUCAACAUGGACGGCACCGCCCUCUACGAAGCCGUGGCAGCCAUCUUCAUCGCCCAAGUGAAUGACAUGGACCUAAACUUUGGUCAGAUUCUCACCAUCAGUAUCACGGCAACGGCUGCCAGCAUCGGAGCAGCAGGCAUCCCUCAGGCCGGGCUGGUUACCAUGGUGAUCGUAUUGACAUCGGUGGGACUGCCCACGGAGGACAUAACACUGAUCAUCGCCGUGGAUUGGUUCCUGGACCGGUUGCGAACCACCACCAAUGUCCUGGGCGACUCGCUCGGCGCCGGCAUCGUGGAGCACCUCUCCCGCGGCGAGCUGCAGAAUCAAGAUGCUGAGGUGCGCAACUCUGUGAUCGAGGAGAACGAGAAGCCCUACCAGCUCAUCUGCCAGGACAAUGAUGUGGUGAACCACCUGAACAGCGAAACCACGAUGUGAAGGGGACUUUGAGACGUUUUUUUUAGCUAGAAGGCUGCAAAGACGCAGCCGAGACAAAAUUCUUGGUCAACCGAGAGAGUUGUUUUUGCCGUCGCAGACAGAAAACUCACAUCUCAAAUAAGGGGAAAAAAGGGUCUCUGGGAAACAAGGCGGUGCAAGGCCUGUCCCGGGGCGGCUUGGUGGCAGGAAAUUAAGUACAUAUGCCGUUUAGAAGCAGUUACACAUGCAGCGAUUGAGCCAGAAGCCUUCAUCGAGAUUUAUAUAAUUCAUGAACCUCGUAGUCAAAACAUUGUAAAACCUGCCAGAAUCAGUGCCGGAAAGCAAAGUAUUAUCAGAGAGAAACACGACCAGUCAUUUAAAAAAGUCUUAUGAAUGUAAAUCUGCACAUUUAGGCCAAAACUUCUCACUUUUAAUUCACAUCAUUUCCUUUACAAACACCUGUUUUUCACCAUCCUCAUCGCAACUACCUCUUAAAGACGAGAACUGAUAUCACUCUUGCCAAACAGAACGACACGGCAGCUCCCGUCUCGACGACCAACUUGCAAUUUGAGAGGGUGGGUGGCGUCAUUUUUGUCGUUUCUGCUUUUGUUUGUUGUUUUUUUUUCUCCUGCCAAAGGAGAAGCCACCCAAAUCCAGCUUCGUAAUCACUGCCAUUUCCUGCCCUUCGCCCACUUCUCUGCCUUCUCUCCUGUCUUUUCUCUCUAUUUCUAUUGACUCACUGCCAAUCUUCUACUACCGUCCUCUCUCCCUCUUCCUCCUCUCCUACCAAUAAAGAAUCUCACCAUCAAACCGAACCACUCACUCACUCACACCCUCAACAGGGUGGAAAAAAGGUCACUUCCUCGGACUCCUUCCCUACUUUUCCGCCUCCCUCCCUCCCUCCUUCCCUCACCCCUGUGUUAUUUUUCUGCUCUAUUAGAAAACAUUCUAAUAGAGUGUUUUUUAAAAAACAAAAUUGUUCGUAAAAUGUUUUUUCUUUUGUUUUCUUGUGCGACCUACAGCGCCGCACAAGAAGAAAAACAAGCUUAACAGAAUGUAAAUACUCCAGUUUUGUUCCUGUGUUUAGUUUAGUGUUAUUUAAGUUCCACAAUGUGACUAUGAAACUGAAUGUAUUUGACUGUUAAACACUGGAAAAUGCUGAAAAUUGAACUUUUUACUACUUUUUAUUUUGAGGUUGAUAUGUUUUAAGUGACUUGGUAGAAUUUUUUUACACUCAGACAUUGUAUUAUUAGUAGUAUUGUAUUAGUAUUUGUUGAAAAAAAUUGCAUGCAGCUUAAGUAAUGACACCAUGGCUGGUUGGCGUCAUUUUUGAGCAGAUAUGCAGACAAAAAGAAAAUAGUAUUUCUUGUAUUUAUUUGGUGCUAUUGGCACAGAACUGUACUGCUACACUGCCAUUUCACAGAAAUACACACGUGGACAAAAUUGUUGGUACCCCUCAGUUAAAGAAGGAAAAACCCACAAUUCUCACUGAAAUCACUUGAAACUCACAAAAGUAACAAUAAAUAAAAAUUUAUUGAAAAUUAAAUAAUCAAAAACAGCCAUUACUUUUGAAUUGUUGAUUAACAUAAUUAUUUUAAAAAACAAACUAAUGAAACAGGCCUGGACAAAAAUGAUGGUACCUCUAUAAAAGAUUGAAAACUAUUUGACCAGAGUGACACGAUUAACUCAGGUGUGUCAUUUAAUUGACAUCACAGGUGUUUCCAAACUCAUAAUCAGUCAGUCUGCCUAUUUAAAGGGAGACAAGUAGUCACCCUGCUGUUUGGUGAAAAGGUGUGUACCACACUGAACAUGGACAACAGAAAGCGAAGGAGAGAAUUGUCCCAGGACAUCCCAAAAAAAAUUAUAGACAAACAUCUUAAAGGUAAAGGCUAUAAGACCAUCUCUAAACAGCUUGAAGUUCCUGUGACAACAGUGGCUCAUAUUAUUCAGAAGUUCAAGACCCACGGGACAGUAGCCAACCUCCCUGGACGUGGCCGCAAGAGGAAAAUUGAUGACAAAUUGAAGAGACGGAUCGUUGGAAUUGUAUCCAAAGAGCCCAGAGCAACCUCCAAAGAAAUUAAAGGUGAACUCCAAGGCCAAGGUACAUCAGUGUCAGAUCGCACCAUUCGUCGUUGUUUGAGCCAAAGUGGACUUCAUGGGAGACGACCAAGGAGGACACCACUGCUGAAAAAAACUCAUAAAAAAGCGAGACUGGAAUUUGCAAAAAUGCAUGUUGACAAGCCACAAAGCUUCUGGGAGAAUGUCCUUUGGACAGAUGAGACCAAACUGGAGCUUUUUGGUAAGGCACAUCAACUCUAUGUUCAUAGACUCAAAAACCAAGCAUACGAAGAAAAGAACACUGUCCCUACGGUGAAACAUGGAGGAGGCUCAGUAAUGUUUUGGGGCUGCUUUGCUGCAUCUGGCACAGGGUGUCUUGAAAGUGUGCAAGGUACGAUGAAAUCUGAAGACUAUCAAGGCAUUCUGGAGAGAAAUGUGCUGCCUAGUGUCAGAAAGCUUGGUCUCAGUCGCAGGUCAUGGGUCUUCCAACAGGACAACGAUCCAAAACACACAGCCAAAAACACCCAAGAAUGGCUGAGAGAAAAGCGUUGGACUAUUCUAAAGUGGCCUUCUAUGAGCCCAGAUCUGAAUCCCAUUGAACAUAUGUGGAAGGAGCUGAAACAUGCCAUUUGGAGAAGACACCCAUCAAACCUGAGACAACUGGAGCUGUUUGCUCAUGAGGAGUGGGCCAAAAUACCUGUUGACAGCUGCAGAACGCUCAUUGACAAAUACAGAAAUCGUUUAAUUGCAGUGAUUGCCUCAAAAGGUUGUGCAACAAAAUAUUAAGUUAUGGGUACCAUCAUUUUUGUCCAGCCCUAUUUCAUUAGUUUGUUUUUUUAAAUAAUUAUGUUAAUCAACAAUUCAAAAGUGAUGUCUGAUUUUGAUUAUUUAAUUUUCAAUAAAUUUUUAUUUAUUGUUACUUUUGUGAGUUUCAAGUGAUUUCAGUGAGAAUUGUGGGUUUUUCCUUCUUUAACUGAGGGGUACCAACAAUUUUGUCCACGUGUGUAGCUGCAAUAAUACUCAAAAAAAGGAAAUUUUCUAUAUUUUCUUCACUCCAAGCACCACUUACUCAGUUAUUUCAACUACGAGAAGAAAAUAUUCAACAAGCAGAUGAUCAAUUUUUCUUUUUUUUCCAUACUAAAGUGAACAUUUAUAAGUUUUAAGGUUUGUUUUAUUUUAUCUUGGAUUUUUUUUUUAACUCGGACUCAGAAUAACAACUCUGCAAGUUUAAAGAGUCAGAGCAGUUGUGUGUUUGUGCAUCUUAACAUUAAAACAAAAUGACCCCUGCCUGUUUGUUUUUCUUCAUUGUAUCUUAUCAAGCAUGUCGUUCGAUUUUGUUAGAUUUUGAUUGAAAUUGUACUUUGCAAGCUGAUCUCUGAAUUAUUUUUCAUCGGUUUUGUGAAAAAGUACCGUGAGUAAAAUGCUGUAAGAAUUUGAAUGUACAGUUGUUUUAUGCUUUUUGAUGUUUUAGGAGAAAAUAUUGUGCGUCGAAACGUAAAGUGAACAUUUAAAUACCAGUUAAGUGAAACCUUAUCUUGACUUUGUCCCACUUAUGCCCAUUUAGAGGUUUGACUUUAGUUUCUAAGCUUGGUGUUAUUUUAGCCAAUGUGUUUGUUUCCCAUUGGAAGAACAGCAGCUCAACAUUUUUUGGAUGGAUUUGAAAAAUGUGGCAAAUAAAUGUCUCAGGUUCUCAA